Messenger RNA from Scaptodrosophila lebanonensis, 605 nucleotides. RefSeq names its product NEDD8 (gene Nedd8). The transcript has 3 exons. Gene Ontology annotation, biological process: protein neddylation; modification-dependent protein catabolic process; regulation of proteolysis. Gene Ontology annotation, cellular component: nucleus; cytoplasm. Gene Ontology annotation, molecular function: protein tag activity; ubiquitin protein ligase binding. The record is from RefSeq and is a predicted model, not a curated record. Lineage: Eukaryota; Metazoa; Arthropoda; Insecta; Diptera; Drosophilidae. The coding region runs from base 182 to 418 and encodes 78 amino acids.
UGGCAAUUAAGAAGAAGAAGCUUUUGACAAAGGCGGGCUGACAAAUUCGGUGUGUUUAGCAAACAUAUAAUACGGUCACGCUGUUAAUCCGCAAAGAGCAAAAAUUGCAAAUUUAAUAAGUUUAAAACAAAAGUUCAUUGUAAAUAGUCCUUGAAACGCGUUAGCAAUAUAACCGUGAAAAAUGUUGAUCAAAGUAAAGACCCUGACCGGCAAGGAAAUAGAAAUCGACAUUGAACCCACAGAUAAAGUGGACCGCAUAAAGGAGCGCGUCGAAGAGAAGGAGGGAAUACCACCUCAGCAGCAACGUUUGAUCUUCUCCGGCAAGCAAAUGAACGACGACAAAACUGCCGCUGACUACAAAGUUCAAGGCGGCUCGGUGUUGCAUUUGGUUUUGGCCUUGCGCGGAGGAAUGCUUUAAGCUAGGAGGAGUCGACGCUCCAAAAUUACUAUGUAGUUAAUUGGUAAUCAAUUAAGAUAUGGAUGCCCAGCAGGGCUCAACACACAUUUUUUACCGAAUUUGCCAGCCCCUCAAAUUAAAUUAUCAGCGGCAUUUGUACAAAAAUACACAAGUUUAUUGAGUUAGUAAAAUCAAUCAAGCAAAGUGA